GUCUCUCUCUCUUUGUUAGUUUUUCAAAAACAAAAACACAAAAAACACAAAAACAAAACAACAAUAGUAAUAUUAAAGAGACUGAAACAACAUAAAUUCCAGAGAAGAACAAACCAAACCCCCUCUCUUUCGAUCGUAAAAUCGCCGAUUAAGGUUUGCUGCAUUUGGAAUUGAAAAUAUAGUGAUCAUGAGAUUCAAGAAAGGGAGUAAAGUGGAGAUCUUGUGCAAAAAUGAGGUGCCAUCGGGUUAUUGGCAUUGUGCCGAGAUAAUUUGUGGCAAUGGGCACAACUACACCGUUAGAUACGAGAUGGACCCUGGUGCUACUAAUGAGGCAAUUGUUGGAAGGGUAUCUAGGAAGUCAAUUAGGCCUUAUCCUCCUUUGGUUGAACUAUCAGAGAAUUGGGUUCCGGGUGAUGUUGUAGAGGUGUUUCAGAAUUUCUCUUGGAAGAUGGCAACUGUGUCUAAGAUUUUGGGUAGGAAUUACUUUUUGGUUAGGUUACUUGGAUCUUCCCAUGAAUUCAAACUCAGUAAAUUUGACCUUCGGGUGCGACAGUCUUGGGAAGACGACAAAUGGUUCGUGAUUGGAAAGGGUGGUAGCAACUGUGAAGAUGGGAAACAUUGUGAAUGGUCAAUUCUGAAGUACAAUCAUAAGCUGAGUUCCCAAGUUAAGAAAACAGAUACAAGGAUGACUUUCCACGUAAAAGAUGAACACUGUACUGCUAAGAACAAAGCCAAUUUCCAGGAAUCACGAAUUGUUUCCUCAAGAACUCUGAAGAGAGGAUUUUCCAAUUGCUAUUCUCAAGUUGAGGCACCUGCAAGAACUUCCCAGAAAUUUAGAGUAAUUGAAAAAGAGGGUAGGUGUCAUCGAUUGCUUGCUGCAAAUCCAUCCCCUUUACCUGAAAAGGUAGACGCUGUUGCUUCCCAUCGAGAAAUGGUUAGUGAAACAAAUAACUUUAUUGAAGUGCAUGUGGGGAGGGAGAAACCAAGUGGAGCUGUUGGGUGUAAUGAUACAGAUAAUUUUCCAUGCUCUGUGGCUAGUUGUAGCGUUAAUAGUCAUAAUUCCUUUAAGUUGCAUUGUAAUUUUUCUGGAGGUCGUGUUGAAGAUGGUAAUUUUAGUGAUGCUGAGUCUGUUUUUAGGUGGGGUCAUGAGGAAGGGAAUUGUCUCCUUCCCACCCGAGAGGAAUUGGCGGAAGAAAUCCACAGGUUAGAGUUGCAUGCGUACCGUUGCACUAUGGAGGCAUUGCAUGCAUCGGGACCCUUAAGUUGGGAGCAAGAAACAUUGGUGACGAAUCUUCGUCUUUCACUUCAUAUAUCAAAUGAUGAACAUUUGAUGGAGCUAAGGAACUUGGUUUCUACUGCUACAAGCAUUCCUAUUAGUUGACAGGGAACCUAUUCUCUCCCUCUUCUUUCAUUUUCUAUGAAUAGAUUUUGUUUUUCCAUUGGUACAAUGCUUAUGCAUCAUUGUAAGAAGCAGGAUGAAAUGUUGUUAAUCUGUUGCUUCUAUUUGGUUAUAAAAAUCGGUAGUGAUCUAGAUUAUGUUUAUAUCAGAGACUUCUAUAAUGCAGUGGAGAACUCUUGCGUAUCUUACAUCCUUCUUUUUAGUCUAUUGGCCCAUGUACUGUUUAUCUUUCAAUGCAUAAUGCAAUAAAAAUUUUCAAAUAAUGAUCAGAUGUA
Molecule: messenger RNA, 1674 nt
Organism: Camellia sinensis
Lineage: Eukaryota; Viridiplantae; Streptophyta; Magnoliopsida; Ericales; Theaceae
Product: protein AGENET DOMAIN (AGD)-CONTAINING P1
Source: RefSeq, a predicted model, not a curated record